Sitophilus oryzae (rice weevil) is the source of this 2104-nucleotide messenger RNA. Its product is annotated as FAST kinase domain-containing protein 5, mitochondrial. NCBI's taxonomy places the organism in Eukaryota, Metazoa, Arthropoda, Insecta, Coleoptera, Curculionidae. The transcript has 6 exons. Bases 121 to 2049 code for a protein of 642 amino acids. The record is from RefSeq and is a predicted model, not a curated record.
AAAACGUAACCUAAUAGGUAUUAUUGUAGGGGCUUAGGGGUUAUGUUGUAAUAAGUUAUGUUAUAAAAAUGUUUAUUCUUGCAAUUUCCAGCUAUUUCUUUGAUUAAAAAUAUUAGAAAUAUGUCAUUUAAUAGAGCAUUUAAUCAAGCCUUAAUAAUGAUGCGAUUAAACCGUAAUUACACAUCAUUAGCUUAUUCAUUAUUCAAUAGAGGAAGUAAGUUUAAACAAAAAUUUAUCGAUAUACAGUACUAUUUAAGUAAACGAAGAUAUUUAUGUACAUAUGUGGAAAAAGAAAAUAAUUAUGCUUACCAUAUUGUCGCCACUGAUAAUUUAGGUAGUACAGUGAAUAGAACAGUUACUAAUAUUUCUAAUGAGCAUGAACUUACCACAUUUCUGGAUCGGAAUUGGCGUAAUUCGAAUAGUACAGACAUCGCAAAUGCAUUCAAAGCCGCUUCGCAAUAUUGCAAAGAUCAUCAAAUAAAUUUGUCAGAUACUCGAUUUGAUUCUUUAGUAGAUGGCUUGAUGGAUCAUUGUGAAAAUCUUACUGAUACGGAAUUAUUGGAACUUCUGAGAUGUUUAAGUGAAUAUCCAAGAUGUGACAGUUAUUUAGCUCAUAAUUUUCAUGAUGUGUGGAGUUGUUUAGAUGAUAUGUGCUGCUGGAGAAUACCCAAGAGGAAUGUAGAAACUCUAAUAACAUUUGCUGAUAUGUGGUACAAAUGGCAAAUGGCAAAGUACAGUGACUUUAUAUAUGAAAUAUUGGACAAUUUAGCGAAAAAAACAGACAAACUAACCAAAGAGCAGUUAUUACAUUUAUUUUUUUUGUUUAAUGUAAGUAGAAGGAGACAAGUCCAUUUUGAAUAUGAAUAUGCAAUUGAAAAAUAUAUCAAUGAGAUGACUGUAGACCAAAUGGCCGUAAUUGCAUUGGGUUAUUUUAAGACAAAGAGUAAGAUUAAACUGUUACCUAUUUCGCAAGCUAUGAUUAAGGGAGUUACUAAUUCCUGCAAAGAUAUACAUGAAAUCUCGUUAACUGCUAUAAUGAAGACAUUAAGAUUUUCUCAACCACCUAAAGUAUUAAAUGAUAUCCAAACAAUGUUAGAAAAACUAUAUCCAGAAUUGGAUAGAUUUUCAAACGUAUGUUGUCUUCAUAUAGCACUAAUUUUAACAGCAGUGGUCACUCCAAAUUAUAAUAUCUUAAACAAAGUUUCAGAGAUAUUAUUUAAGGAUAUUAAAACUAUUAGAUUAAAAGAAAUAGAGCGCAUACUAAAUGUUUUAUCAAUGUUUAAUUAUCAUCCCAAAACUGUGCCACGUCUGUAUGAAAAAGCUUUUGAAGAACUCCAUAAAGAUUAUCGCUCAAGUGAAAUUGCUAGGCAUCCAAGGCCUUUUUUAUCUGCAUUACAUUAUCUUAGUUUGCAAGAAAUCUAUUCUUAUUCUUACUUGGAUAAUAUAUUGGAUGCUGAAUAUAUAAACUUAUCAUUUGGAAAAUCUGCAAAGUCAGUACCAAGGGAACUGUUUUCCCUGGACUGUAGUAUUGACAUUGACUGUCCUGAUUAUAAGGGUAAUAGAUUACCUCCACAUUUAAAAUAUAAAGCUGCAAAGUGGCUUACUGAUUUUAUCCCAUCACCUGACCAAUGGACAAAUGUUACAUUGGCUGAUCGACUAUUUAUAGCUGCCAUAGAAGUUGUAAAAAAAAUUGUAAAAAAUGAGGACUUUAUUUUUCUUCAUCAUGUACUUCCUCAUUUUCAAAGUGGAGUUAUAGUUGUUUGCAAGAAUAUAGAAACAGAUCAGUUUGUUAAGCCUAAAGGUUUUGAGAAUUAUAUAUUAGGUGAUAUUAUGGUUCCUUUUAACGAUGGGUCUUUAAAAUGGUACGCAAUUAUGGUUGUGGGCUAUAAUAAUACGAUUAAGGAAACAAGCAUUCCAUUAGGACAUAUGCUCAUGAAGGAAAGACAGUUGAAAAAAAUUGGUUACACGCCAAGAAUGGUUAUAUGGAAUCAAUUUCUGCCAUUAACUGCCAAAGAAAAAGAACGAUAUAUUUCAUCUAUGUUAUUGUAGAAUUACCAGUUGUAGUAUAUUUAUGAGAUUUUUUAUAAUAAAGCUUAAUAAAUAA